Molecule: messenger RNA, 1644 nt
Organism: Colletotrichum siamense
Lineage: Eukaryota; Fungi; Ascomycota; Sordariomycetes; Glomerellales; Glomerellaceae
Gene: cct8
Product: putative T-complex protein 1 subunit theta
Exons: 4
Coding region: 1-1644 (547 amino acids)
Biological process (GO): protein folding
Cellular component (GO): chaperonin-containing T-complex
Molecular function (GO): ATP-dependent protein folding chaperone; ATP hydrolysis activity; ATP binding
Source: RefSeq, a predicted model, not a curated record
AUGUCUCUCAACAUCCCCAACGCCCCCAACGCGGGCCUGUUCAAGCAGGGGUACAACAACUACGACUCCGAAGAUGGAGCCGUCCUGCGGAACAUCGACGCCUGCCGCGCCAUCGCCUCGACCGUUCAGACCUCUCUGGGCCCCUACGGCCGCAACAAGAUCGUCAUCAACCACCUCCAGAAGAUGAUCCUUACCUCAGACGCCGCCACAAUCCUCAGAGAACUCGAUGUCGUUCACCCCGCCGCCAAGCUCCUGGUUAUGGCCAGUCAGCAGCAGGAGGCCGAGAUGGGCGAUGCCACGAACCUGGUCAUCGUUCUUGCCGGCGAGCUUCUGCGGAAGGCCGAGGACCUGCUGCGCAUGGGCCUGAAGACGUCGGAUAUCGUCACCGGUUACGAGCGCGCCCAAAAGUUCGCCCUCGAGACCCUGGAGGAGCUGUCCGUCGACAAGGUUGGGGAGAUCCGUUCUCAGGAGGAGCUGAGCAAGGCCAUCCGCACCGUUAUUGCCAGCAAGCAGAACGGCAGCGAGGACUUCCUGGCCAACCUCACCGCCGAGGCCGUCCUUGCCGUUCUCCCCAAGAACCCCGUCGGCUUCAACGUCGACAACAUCAGAGUAGUCAAGAUCAUGGGUGGCAGCUUGGAGCAAAGUCGUGUCGUCAAGGGUAUGGUCUUCCCCAAGGAGCCGGAUGGAUCGAUCAAGAAGGCCCAGAAGGCCAAGGUCGGUGUCUUCUCCUGCCCCAUCGACACCAGCCAGACCGAGACCAAGGGCACCGUGCUUCUCCACAACGCCAAGGAGAUGAUGGACUUCACCAAGGGCGAGGAGUCUCAGCUCGAGGCCUCCAUCAAGGAGCUCCACGACGUCGGCAUCAGGGUGGUCGUUGCCGGCUCCACCGUCGGCGACCUGGCCAUGCACUACCUCAACAGAUACGGCAUCCUCCUCAUCAAGAUUCUCAGCAAGUUUGAGCUGCGAAGAAUCUGCAGAGUCGUCGGUGCCACCCCCCUUGCCCGUCUGGGCGCCCCCAUGCCCGACGAGAUGGGCUCAAUCGACGUUGUCGAGACCCUUGAGAUCGGCGGUGACCGUGUCACCGUCUUCAGACAAGAGAACGAGGUCACAAGAACAGCAACCAUUGUCCUGAGAGGAGCCACCCAGAACCACCUCGACGACAUUGAGCGUGCCGUCGACGACGGUGUCAACGUCGUCAAGGCCAUCACCAGAGACCCCCGCCUGGUGCCUGGUGCGGGUGCCACCGAGAUCCAGCUUGUCGAGAGACUGAACGCUCUCGGUGAGAAGACCCCUGGUCUGUCUCAGUACGCCAUCAGGAAGUACGGCGAGGCUUUCGAGGUUGUCCCCAGAACGAUUGCAGAGAGUGCCGGCCUGGACGCAACCGAGGUUCUCAGCAGACUGUACAUGGCGCACCACAAGAAGGACGACUGGGCCACCGGUGUCGAUAUCGAGAACGACGACGGCAGCGGCACCCUUGACGCCCGUGAUGAGGGUAUCCUCGAUUUGCUGGUUUCCAAGUCGUGGGCCAUCAAGCUGGCUACCGAGGCGGCUCGGACUGUUCUGUCUGUCGACCAGAUUAUUGUGGCUCGCCAGGCGGGUGGCCCUAAGCCUCCUGGCCCCAAUCCCAACUGGGAUGAGGACUAA